AUGAUCUCAGAAGUCACAGAUAACAUCAUUCCUCUGAAGCAAAUACUCUCUACCUACUGUCUGCAUGUAUAUAAAGAACUUGGUGAAAGUAUAAAAAUUUUACAAUCGAAUCAGGAUGACCACAGUAAGAAAAAACGUUUCUUGGAGGUACUAGUGACUAUACGAGAAAAUUUUGUUCGCCUAUUUGUUUUGAGUAAAUGGGCAAAAAGUGCAGAUGAUAUUUAUAAGCUGAUCAAGUUAUUUGCACACUUGCGAAGGUUGAUAUUAGAGAUCGGAAAUGUUGCCCACGGAAUGAAGUUCAUGGGGUUAUCCUUAAUAGAUGCCAAACUGCCAAAUCCCGAUUUGCGAACAGCAAUUGAAGUUGUAUUGAAAGGACGGCCACAAUUGAAGACUUAUGGUUUUCUUCAGAGCAAGAAGCUAAGUUCCGUAUUGAUCUUGAGAACUAUCAAGGAGGUUAACGUCAUACUAGCGAGCCGAAUAUCAAUGGCAAAAGAGUUACCUUUUCUUUUACGGAACUACAAAGUUGCUAAUGGGAGAAUAACAUUUCACGUGAGCAACUUUUUUGAAACCAGUCUCAGUAUUGGGGAUGAGAACGAAAAUCAGUUAUAUAUGGUUUAUUUUCAUUUUAAUUUUGGUUCUUUGGAUAAUAAACUUAUGACAAUGACCACUCAUUUAGAUGAAGGUACCCAAAAUUUACUGUUCAAAAAAGCGAACAGGGCACUAAGGGUGGAUUUUGUUCCAGUGGAACAGACGAAUGAAGAUGAUUCAGAAACAAAGCUGCCCAGACAUAAAAGUCUCACGGAAUCGUUGCAGCGCCUAUGCAGACUACUAUGCAAAUUCUCCGUCGGCUACAAGCUCUAUCUACUUUAUCGGCAGCUGGUCACUUUGAAGGUGAAUAUUUGGAAGUCAGAUCUGAGUCCAGUUUACUAUCCUGAUAAAAACAAGAUCAUUUUAACGUAUUGGAACCAAAGAAAUCUACGAAAGCCAACAAUAGAGAUCAGCGUAAGCGACAAUGAUACCCUUUCUUUCGAAUGGUUUAAAGGAGGAAUUCUGCAAAAGGCUGAUGGUAUAAAGCUAGCAGACAAAGCAGGAACAAUUUCGAUGGAGAGCUUGUUGAUGCAAAUUACCUAUAAACAUGUGAAGCAAAUCAUUGAUCACAUUGUUCUACAGUUUGAUGAGCUACUCUUAGACAGAUCAAAAGUUAUUACCUACUACACAAAUGAUUCUAUUGUUUUCAGUUUAACACCUACGAAGUCCACGAUAUAUAGCAUCGACCCCCUCUCUGGUUUAGGGUAUUUUACAAAUCCAUCUUCAAACAAAAUGGUUGAAAUUGAGGACCUAAUUAACAUUGAUCCCCAAUCCACCACCAGAAACUUGCUGCGUAUCAAGUUAGAAACACAGCUUUACGAACUAUCAUAUACAAUGAAUUCCACUGGGUGGAUCAGUAAUGAUAUUGUCACCCUUUCAACAGCAGAAAUGAAACGUCUAUCUAUAAACACCAAAUUAUUCAACUUAAUGAAUUCUUCAUUCAAUGACAGCAGUCUUCUAUUGUAUAAGCUCAAGUUUUAUAGGAGGAAGCAAUGGCCUGGUGGUUGGUUUUUGAUUGUGGGAGUUAACGGGUUUUCUUCUAAAAUCCAGUGGUGGCUGUCCUAUAUUAAAUCUGUCAUGGGUCAGUGGUCAAUACAAUGGUUUGAAGAAAUCCAUGUUUCUGUUGCUGACUAUGACUAUUCUAUGUUGCUGGAUUUAAGCAAUAUGACAACAGAAAAACUGGUUUCUAAUUUACUUAUGGAAGAGUUGCGAAAUAAUUAUAACACCAAAGUUUUUGUUGUUGAUAAUAAAGAUCACGACAGAGUUCUGUUGUCCUUAUCAUCAGAGAUCAAGAAGCAUUUGCCUGCCAAAGGUCCUUUGUUAGUGUUGGACAAUCACUCUCUGACGGCAAUACCCUCAUGUGAGUCAACCAUCCUCAUCUCUUUAGAUGUGUCCACUCUAGACGUUCUGAAGCUAUUUGUUCUCGGAAAACUCACAGAUUUGCCUUCUCAUCGAAUGUUCGAUUCUUUAACUGAAAACUACAGAACCGCCAAUUUUGCUACAUUCUCUUCAAAGGAGAAUUGCCUAUUCUUCAGGACAUAUCAAGAGAUAAGUUUUCCCGUCCACUCUUCCUUAAUAUCUACAAAUUUAUUAGGAGAUUCUCUCCAUUUAAUUCACCAAUUCACCGAAAUGAUCAAUCUUUUGUCAUUGACGGAUCAGCAAGCUGCAAUCAAAGCUUUAGAUGUAACACUUUCGAAGGUGAAAUUUGAAGUUGGUAAUGAAAUUUAUGGAAAGGAACAUGUAUCAUUUUUAAGAGAGGGGGAUUCUGUAAGCCUUGUUCUUUCCAAAACUAGUCCACAUAGAUUUUGUUUGCCUCAGAUGGAAUCUAUGAUUCAAAACAGAACAAAGACAAUGCCACUUUCUACCAAGAUAAAUCAUUUGAUCAAUUAUAUGCAGGUUACAUUCUCUUUAGUUAACUUCGUGAACCACCUUGAGAAGGAUUUGUCUAGCGAGGUAGAAUCGCACCUACAAUGGACAAGAUUUAUGUACGAUAUCAAUUGGUUUUCGCUGAUUUACUGGUCUAAUGCUUUUCAAAAGCCUGGUAAAAAUCAAAAUUUGAAGCUAAAGAGAAAGGUUACGCUUAAUAUACAAAUCAAGAAUUGGACUGCUGUACCAACUUUAGUGAAAACUUUCAUCAACGUAAACAAAGAGGAUUUAGAUUCUGGAGGCCUUGAAUCUUUAGAGAAAAUUUUCAAAGGGGAGAAUGAUAAGUUUAAUUCCAAAGUUAAAAAUUGUGAGCUAAGAUUCUUGAAUGUUGGGAUUGCUUGUUCAAUCAACUUUGCGCAUCAUAUUUUACAGGAACUUCAUCACCAUAUCAUUUCGGAGCUGUCGCCCUCAAGUAUUAGAUAA
This is a messenger RNA of Komagataella phaffii GS115, 2937 nucleotides long. RefSeq names its product Subunit of the RNA polymerase II mediator complex. Gene Ontology annotation, biological process: regulation of transcription by RNA polymerase II. The record is from RefSeq and is a predicted model, not a curated record. Gene Ontology annotation, cellular component: mediator complex; core mediator complex. Bases 1 to 2937 code for a protein of 978 amino acids. The transcript has a single exon. Lineage: Eukaryota; Fungi; Ascomycota; Pichiomycetes; Pichiales; Pichiaceae. Gene Ontology annotation, molecular function: transcription coregulator activity.